GCUCCUGUGACUUCCGUUUUACUUUAUUUUUGACAGAUGUGUCGAGUUACACCGUAUUGAAUAUGGCGACUGAGGCUGAGGUUAAAAUUCAGGAUAGCAGUGAUGAUGAUACUGUAAGUGGGAUUUAUUACGAUGCCAUAUCUACAACCUCAGCUCUAGACUUGACUGAUGACUCCACUGAACCUGAUUCUCCAAGCCAUGAGGAACCAGUGACUGUCACUAAUUUCUUUGAAGCAUCUGUUGAGACAGUCAAAGAACAUGAAGAAGAUAUUGAUUCUGAAAAUUUAGUAGAAUUAAAGAUUACAGAUGAGGACUUAGAGGAGGCACUUAAAGAGUUAGAUUCAACUGAACCAGAACAGUCAAACAUAGUUAAACAGUCAGAUUACACAAAUGAAACUGAACAGUCAAACAUAGUUAAACAGUCAGAUUACACAAAUAAAACUGAACAGUCAAACAUAGUUAAAGAGCAAGUUUAUGCUAAUGAAAACGAACAUUUAAACAUAGUUAAACAGCCAGUUUAUGCUAAUGAAACUGAGCAGUCAGAUUUAGUUAAACAACAGUCAAAUUCUAGGCCUCUUUCUCUAACAGAUUCCAAGCUUCUCAAUGAACAGUCAAAUGUAGUUGAACAGCCAAUUUACACAAACGAAACUGAACAGUCAAACUUAGUUCAACAAAAGUCAGAUUUAGUCAGUAGUGUAAAACUAUCAUUUGGUCAGGUUGGUGUAAAAGGACAAACUAGUAAAGUUAGUGUUAAAGAAUUGAGUAAGAAAUUUAAAGUUGAAGAUGACACUGGCGGUACAUACUGUUUAGCAAAACCUGUUAAAUUAGACACAGACCAAUAUUGUUUGGCUAAACCUGUGACUGAAGACCCUGACGGAGAAGGUUACAUAAAGGCAAACAAAGUAAACAAAUCAUUGGUACGAAAACCAGCGAAAUACAAAUAUGACCCACCGUGGAAUAACGAGUUUCCCAUGGUUAUGGUUCCUGGGAAGGUAGAUCAGGACGAACAAAAAAUAUCUCAAAAGAAAACUAAAUUAGUUCAAAGAGAGGAACAAAAUGAAGUGUUUACAGAAGUGAAACCUGACUUUGUUACAAGUGGAGAACUAGGGAGAAGUGGAAAGUACAAUCAUUUAUUUGAAGGAUCAGUAUCAGAAGAGCCAGCAAUGAGUAAUUUGUAUGGGAUUUAUACUUCUCCACCAGAGGAGGAAACUGACCAACCACAAGAAGAAGGUGUCCGUACUAGUUCUAAAGCCAAAACAACACAAAAAGACAUACAGGAUGCACAGAGAGUUCCAGCAUUACCUAUACUGAUAUCAUCUGGAGUCUAUUCAAAUGCCUAUGAAGGUAACAUCACCUCCAGUAUGCGUAGUUCAGCCACAAUACGUAGCCAGGAAAAUCCAUACGAAGAUGUUCAUAGUAGAGCGAGUGAAGAUGUCGGCUGGAAUAGUUCUGAAUUUGAAAGUUCUGGGAGUGAUACAGACUUUGAGAAUGCUCCUGGACCAGAAGAUGCCAUAUUUGACAAGCCAUUACCACCUACGCCAAAAGAACUGGCAAAAUUAACUCCUGAGAAAGUAAAGAAGAAAGAAGAAUCUGCAUCUUCUAGUGGCAGAAUAAGUCAGAUACUACCAGUAAAGGUCAACCUAGAGAAGCAUCCACCUCCUUGUCUUCCACCUGCUCCGGAGAGUAUGGAAAAUCAUCAGAUGAAAAGAAGAUUUGCCAUACAGUCUCUGAUAGAUAGUGAAAAAUCUUUCAUAGAUACACUAAGGAGACUCUCUGAGGAAUACAAGGAGCCUCUUCUAACUACAUAUGGGUUACAAGGUAGUAUUGUAGAUGUCAUACUAAGCAAAGCAGAACAGAUCUUAGAUAUCCAUAAAAUGUUCCAGAUUGAGUUAGCUGAUAAGGUCAAAAAUUGGGACAAGGAAGAAGAAAUUGGAACUUGUUUCAUUGGAUUUUUUUCCAGAGAGAUGGUGAUAGAGUUAUACAGUGGCUAUGUCAAUAACUUCUCUAGCGCUAUGGAAGAACUAAAAUCAUUACAGAAUACCAAGCCUGCAUUGGCAAACUUUCUUACUGAAAAAGCAAUGAAGAGUCCAGAUAGACUACCACUAUUUGGGUUAUUGGUCAAACCAGUACAAAGAUUCCCACAAUUCAUCACAAUGAUGCAGGAUUUACUGAAGUAUACUCCACAUCAACACCAUGACAGGUCCUCAUUACAGACAGCACUGACUGACCUUGAAAAUGUGGCACACAAGUUGAACGAGUCAAAACGUCUGGCAGAACAGAAGCUUCAGGCAAAGAAGGUGAUGAAAGAACUGAACAUCAAGAACCUCAGACCAACACUAAGAUUAUUGAGACAAGAUGACUUAGAUCAGAUCUGUGAAACGGGGAACAAUAGAACAAAGGUCAGAAGACUUUUCCUUACGGAUGCUUAUCUUAUCUGUACCACUGUUACAACCAGGGAACAGGAUGGAAGACCAGUGGAUAGGAUAAGAUCUAAAUGGGCUUUACCUAUAUCAGAACUGGAACUAAAGGAUAACGCUAUAUCUCCUGAAAUGUCCUGUUCUGUUAAGUCCAAUGGGGGCAUACUAAGUAUACAUACAAGAAAAGAGUCUAUCUACCAGGAAUCUGAUCCCCUGAACCUUCAGACUGACCUUGAUGAUAUGGUUUAUGAUUAUAAUAUAUUAAGCCAGAUAUCAUCCUUAGUGUCUACACUGAAAUGUGCCCAUGAUAAUCUAUCUGAAGAAACGUGUUGUGAAGUUAUCAGUGAUCUUCAGAGAAAAAUACAAGUUAAAAACCAACAAUUACAGAUUAUCAAUAGUUGUACUGUUGUUGUUGAACAUACCAAUGCUACUAAUAACAAGAAAGAAAGACAUACAUUCCAGACUAUUUCUCCAGAACUGAAACAAGAAUGGUCUACAGAUUUCUUACUAUCAAAGCUUGCUUUAGAUCCUAUCAACAACCCAUCAUGGACAUCAUUAAGCCUUGGAGAAGAUGUAACUAUGCAACCAGCUUUGUUUAUGAAACAUUUACCUGUAGAUAUGCCUAGAUAUUUUACCAAGAUGAAGUGUGCGGUGCCUGUGUAUCUAGCUUCACAUGGAUCUUCAGACAUUGGCAUACAACAUUUAUGGGUUGUUAUGACAACAGAUUUGAGAACACAGGUGGCGCUAGUGUCAGUACAGAAUACAAGGCCCUCAUUGGUGGAAUCCUUUCAAGCAUGCAGUGAGGAAGUGGUAGCCGUGGAAACAGUUCCAGGUUAUGCUGUGAAGGAGAGUGGUGAUGCUUUCAUGGAAGAUACUGUUUGGAUGUCUACAGUCAAAAAAGAAGUGUUAAUAUUUAGUGUGUUCAAUGAACAAGGAUUACGAGAUCAGACAAAACUGAAUCGUGUUCCAAAGAAAAAGUUUCACUGCCAUGGGAUAGGUCAACAGAUACAUUAUACAAUAGAGAGAGUAUUUAUAGGAACAGACGAAGGAGUACUGGUCAUUUAUGACAGGGAUCAAGAAGGUGUAUGGAAUUUUGAAUCCCCCAAUGUUGUACAGUUGGCCUCCAGUCCUAUAAAUAGUAUCAUUACACUAGACGAGGAGGUCUGGGUGGCAUGUGGACCACACAUAUACAUUAUACCUGUGGAAGAAUCUUGUUAUUUAAACCAGGUAGAAAUGGCUUGUAAAGAUGGCGGUGAUAUUUCCCACAUGGUGAGAUCUGGAGUAGGACUAUGGAUAAGUCACAAAGGCAGCUCUUCUAUACAUCUUUAUCACAUAGAGACCCAGAAACAAAUACAGGAAAUUAAUGUGGCUCAGUCUGUUUAUGUUCUAGUCCAAGCAAACACUGACCAGUCAUUAGGACAGGAAAGCAGUUGUGUUAUAAGCAGUUUAAUGGUCAGUAAAGGGUUCCUCUGGGUCGGAACCAGUUCAGGCAUACUUUUGACAUUCCCUUUGCCACGUCUCAAAGAUGGAGUCCCAAUAAUUAGUGGCAGGCCUUUUGUGUCAUAUCACGGCCAUAAUGGACCAGUCCAAUUUUUAAUUCCAAUUUAUUGUGGGACUGUAAAUUUGUGGCAUAAAGCCAAAGGAUUGGAUUACAACAGUACAGUUGAUUUAAGAAGACAGGUUAAUUUGGAAUCCGACAAGAAACCAUUGGCUGAUUUAAAACAUUAUGAAUCAAAGCGUCAUUCUGGUAGUGAUCUGGAAAAAACAGUAUCGCAAAUCUCAUUAGAAGGAGACUAUAUAAAAAUGACACAUAAACCAACACCACCGGAAAAACCUCUGAAAAGUUCAAAAACAGGGGACAAGACUUUAGGAGAAGUUGACAAGGAAAACAGAUUGUCAAGGUCGGCAGAUGAUAUAACAAAACUGUUACCUUCCAAAACUGCUGAAGUGAGUUGUCAAAGGGGGAAAACAUUGAAAUACCCAACAAAAUUAGCCUCAAGACAAAAUGUAAUGAAAACAUUAGAUCCUUCUAUGGGUACUGGUGAUGACGAUGUCAAUGAAGUGUACAGAGACUUGAUGAGAAAUGAAUCAAUGACAUCCCCGGUAAAACCAGUCGUUGAGAAGCAAACCAGAUCAUCUAUGAGGAAACCUUCCUUUAACUCUUUCAAACUAGGAAGUUCUAAAAACAGAAGCACAAAACAUGCUUCAGUCAGAGUAUCAACAGAUGAGCCUAAGUUACGUGCCCUUGAUACAUUGUCAAAAAGGGGCUGUAACUCUGUUAUGAUUGUAAUGGGAGGGGAUGGUUACAUUGAUUGGAGAAAAAAAUCUAAUUCUGCUUUUAAAAAUUUAGAAGCUGCUUUAAUAAUAUGGCUUUAUAAAUUUUGAUUAUAAAUACAAACUUUUCUUACCAAAAUGUUUAAUUUAUAGUUGAUUCUGGUAAUUAUUGUAUAAUCUAUAUCAAGUUUUAUGGAUUGUUAUAAAUCUCAGAAAAUUAGAUUAAGGUGGUACCUAACACUACAGGGAGAUAACUCUGUAAAGUCAGCUAAACGUUUUAAUAACGUUGUGUUGUAAAGAGAAUAUUAAGAUUCUCAAUGAUCAAAAUUGGUGUUUGUCAACCUGCUAUAUAACCAGUGUAAUUUUUCUGACAAAACAGUUGGUUAAUUUUUUUUAAAUUUUUUAUAUUUUUGUUAAAGGGUAAAAGUAAAUACAUUAAUUUGUCAAAAUUUUAUGUAAAUUAAACGAGCCAAAUUGAUUUUAGUGAAAGUGUUGGGUACCACCGUAACUCUGUCUGUUGAUCUACAUUCCUUGACCUUAACAUGGCUGUAUUUUUCCUGUUAUUAUCUUGCAUGCAGGGAUGCUUAUUAGAUAGAUUAAAGUUUUGUACAAAAAUCUCAUUUUGAAGGUUUCUUAAUUAGUGUUAAGUUUUUGUAAUAAGGCCAGUUUCACAAUUACGUUAGUAAUAGACCAAAAAUACAUCUUUCUAAUACAUUAUUUAAACAUGUGCAUGUCUAUUUUACAGGGUUUAGUUGACUGUACCCUAAUUUUCUGUCAUUGAUAAGUGUUCUGAAUAGAUCAGUUUCUUAGUUAUUGUAAGUAGUAGGUCUACUUACUAUUUUUAUCUAUUGUCAAAUGUACAUUAAAUGUAUCAGACAAAAAGUAUUUAAAUGCCCUUGACCUCAUUUGAAUGGUCUAUCUAUCAGUAUUAAUUUUUUUGUGAUACAAUAAGCAAAAUCAUGAUCUUUAUAAUAUUAUAUUUGUCUUAUACAAAUAUUUGUUCUAAGAAUCUUGUUAAUAUUACUUCUAUAGCUUGCUUUUCUGUUUUGUUUCAAUCCUCGCUUUCUGACCAGAUUAAUUUUACAGACAAAUUACUGCAUGUCUAGUUAAUUUUUCUUUAAAAUUAGUACAUUUUUUGUACAUGUAAAUUUAUUUUGACAAAGCCAUAUGAAUUUUCAUGAAAUUGAAUUUUCUGUCAUUUUGUCUCAGAAUGUGAAUGUUUGGUUCUUUUGUCUCAGCAUGUUUUCAAAUAUUUACAGCAGAAAGUGUUCAAAUGUGAUGUAGUAUUAUCUUAAAAUAUGUAAUUAUAGUAAUGAAUAAUUUGUUUGUGGAAUCUAACUGAAAUGACUUGUAAUGUUUGUUAUAAUUGUCAGUUUUUUCAUUAGAAGAAUUUUAUUUAUCUGUCCAAAAUUCUUUUAUAUAAUAUUUUUAUUAAUUUUUAAGUCUUUGCAAGCACCUGUUUAGUUUUUUACACCACAAACUAUACUAAACAAGCCAUUAUUUGAACUUGGAAUUAUUAUUAAUUAUGGAAUUUGCAUAAUUUCUUGUGCUUGAAAUUUUUAAUGAAUUCCAUGUUUAUUCUGUAUUAUAAUGUUCCGUGUCGUUCACAACGCUUUCUAUUACAAAUAAGAUGGUAUAUUUCCAAUAGAAUGUACUGUGCCGCGCACAUCACUAUCUAUACAAAAUACCUUGUGUUCAAAGUGUUAUGCACAGCUCAAAACAUUAUGAUACCAAAUAAACAUGGAAUUUAUCAAAAAUUUCAAACACAAGAAAUUAUGCAAAUUCCAUAAUUUAAAAUAAUUCCAAGUUUAAAUAAUAGUUUGUUACUUGUUGUUACCAUAGAGAUUGUAGAUGUAUUUUUAAUUCUGUAUGUGCACAUACUGAUAACAUGUUUUGUUAUGUUGGAAUAUGAAAACCUUUUAUGUAUAGAUGUAAACAAUUACCACUACCAUACCUAUGCAUAUUCAAGUCAAAAAAUUCCCAUUUGUUGAGGUCUUUGUAUUGAUGAAAUGUUAUACCAUUUCUUACUAAAGGAGUAAUUUAUAUGUUUAUAGUUUUGAUUAAUUAAAUUACCCCUCAAAGAAUAUGGAAUUAUAGCAUUUUAAAUGAGGCUGAUUUACUGCAGAUGUAUUGUCAGACAUGGGACUAUAAAAAUACUUUUGAAUAAAAAGUCAAUACUAAUACAUUCCAUGAAUGGCUUUUCUGCAUUUCUUAAUAUGCAAUUUAUUUUUUGAGUUAUUAAUUAAGAGAACAAACUAUGGUUAAAGUAGAUGGCUUUAAAUCAGUACUACCUCUGUAAAUAAAAAGAUUAAUCAAUGCUUUUCAAACAUUCCUCUUUCAUUCAGCUCUUAAAUUAUUCCAUUUGAUGAAUCUUUAAAAGAUUAAUUUCACAUUCAUCAAGACCUUUAAAACUAUCUAUAUAUAUAUGCUUUAAAUAUUUACUUUUAUUAGCAUUGUGCCUAAAAGACUCUAAAAGUUUCAGGGACGUCAUAUUACUUUUACUUCAGCAUUCUAGCUUCAAGAAUGUCACAAAUAAUCAUAUUUUGUAGACCUUAAUAAUGCCUUAGUGAGUUUAGAAUAUUACCAUUCAUUAAACAGUUUUUGAUUUGAUGGACAUAUGCAGGAAGCAAGGACAGACUAUCAAUCUUUUAAACAAUUGUUACAUUUCCUUCUGUAGCAUAACUUUAUAUAGAUUGAAAGUCCUUCAUUUUCAGGCAUGAUCCAAUGAAUUGAAUUAAUUAUACGGAAUACAUGUAAAAGGUUUUUGAUAAGAUGAAUUUUAAAAAGUUUUAGGAGAGAUAGAUAUUCCACAUUGAUAUAAAUGUUCUCAACUGUUUUAGUUUGGUCAUAAAACCAUUAAAAAAUAUCUUUGUUAGUAGUAUUAUAUUGAUUUUAUAUGCCCAAGUCUUGUCAUUAACUUAAGCACCAUUCACAAAGAGAAAUAUGCGUCAGACAAAAAAGCCAAGAACUAUUGGUCAGCUUCAUGCCUAAAUGCCUAAUAAACAAUUUUUAUUUAAAAACAAUUCAGGGAUGCUUGCAGUUAUCCAAAAUAAAAUAUGUGUCAUAAAGGCAUGAAAAAACAUACUGCCUCAUGAACAAUUUAUAGUUUAAAAAAAUCAGGGAAAUGUUGGAUCAUCACUUCACAGUUUUGACCAAUUUAUUUUUAAAUUGAUAGGAUAAAGAAAACCCUGUAAAAUUUUGCAAAAAGUAGGUUUGAAUUUUGUAAAUACAUUAUAUACUGUAAUAUUUCAAAACAUUUUUUUUUGUCAAUUUGUAAACAUUUUAAUUAUCUAGGCAUCUUAAAUGUAAUAACAAAUUCAAAAUUAAAUAAUUAUAAGAAUUAGUAAAUUUUUUGUUAAUUCAAUUAUAUUCUUUGCUUCAUCCUUAUUAGCAUAUUUUGGUUUGUUUUACAAUACUUUGAAGGAAGAAGUUGAUAUAUAAGACUUGGUUUGAUUGAUAUAUAAGAAAUAAAGAAACAUAUUUGUUCAAUGAAUUGUAAAUUGUAAGGUAUUCUUGUCUCAUUCACAAUAGUCCCCCCAAAAAACUAAUGUUAUUCAUUGUUUUAGCCUUUUUAAGAAUGGUGUGUUUUGUUUUAAGUGUUUCUUGGAAUUUCUUUGAUGUUUAUAAAUAUAAAUUAUUGUGUCUAUUGAUUUAUGCAUUGAGGUUAAAUUUCUUAAAGAUGCCUUAUACACUGUAGUACAAAAUAAACAUAGUUUCCCCUUUAAACCUCAAUGGAUGGUGAUUUUGGUCAAUUGAAAAUAUUGUAAUAUCAAAGUUGUAGAACAAGCAUUAGAAAAUGUAAAUAUUUCAGAAAACAAGACAAACACCUAAUUUUGAUGAAUAUAGAAAAAUAGAAUUUGUACCUUUGUACUAAUCAUAUAUAUUGAAACAAAUAUGAUUAAGUAACAAAUUGAUUAGAACAGACCCUAAACUUACAAAAGGAUUAUUGUUAAAAGGAUGUUCAUCUCUUUGACCUAAAUUCAGAACACUUUAAGUAAAAUCAUAUUUGUAGGCACAUAGUUAGUAAGAAAGGCUCUAGUCUUGAUUAAAUUGUUUUAAUCACUUUCUUUCUUCUUUGUUUAUAAUAUUUUCAUGUAGAGAUGUUUUUGGUUUAUGCUCAGAAAUGCCAAAUUUAAGCGGUGAUUGAAGAUGUCAUUAUUUGUUUUAUUUGAAGUAGGUGCCAUUGAUUUUAAGUUUAUUUUAUUGUUAUUUAUCAUUGUUAGAUGAACUUUUUUAGGUAGUUUUUUUCUCUUAAGGUGGUACCCAACACCUUGACUAAAAUUAGUUUGGCUUGUUUAAUAUUCAUAAAAUUUUGAAUAAAUAUUUACUUUGACCAUCUGACAAAAAUAUAAAAAUUUCAAAAAAUUUGAACCAAGCAUUUUAUCAGAAAAAUUACACUGGUUAUAUAGCAGUUUGGGAAACACUAAUUUUGAUCAUUGAAAAGCUUUUUAUUCCCUUACAACACAACGUCAUUAAAACGUUUAGCUGAUAUUACAGAGUUAUCUCCCUGUAGUGUUAGGUACCACCUUAAAGUGAGAACUUUAGAAAAAAAAUUGUUGGAGACUGAAAUACUAACUUAUUUUUUUUAAGAAUAUAUGUGAAAUGGAAUUUAUGAGUAUUUAGAACAGGAUGCAUUGUUUUAUACACCAAAUUAAGCAAAAUGAACAAUACAAUAAUCAAAUGAAGUUUUGAUUUUGCUAAAAUUGAAACAUUCUUGCAGAAUAAAUGAUUUAUCAAUCUAAACUUCUUAUUAUUGAUUGAAUAUGUGUCUUCCGGGAAGUUUUACACUCCUACCUAGGAGUCUACUCCUGUAUUUGGAAGAAGAAGAAGAAUAUGUCAUUAAUAAAUUUAUCAAUUUAAAUCUGACUAUCCAACAUAGAACUUUAAAUGAUGAAGGAAUAUAUUUUAACUUUAGCAUUCCACUUAUUUGUUCAUAUAGUAACUAGGAACUUGUAUAAUGCUGUAAGCAAUAAUGUGUUUUUUUUUCUAUAGGCAAUAAAAUAUUAGUUAUGAUAAAUUGUUAUAUCUUUGAUUUGUUAUUUUUAGACAUAUUUUAACAUAGUUUUAAUUGUAAAGAACAAAGAAUUUAUAUUUAUAUUAACUGUGAUACAUAUAUUAAUAUAAUAAUUUUUUUCUGUUAGAUUUUAUAAAUAUUUUGUAUAAUAUUAAUAAUUAAUGAUUGUGUGGUUUGAUAACUAGCAUGAAUAUUGCAUAAUUUUCGUUUCUUACUAGCAUCAACAAUAGUGCAUAUAGUGUUUAGUCCUAUCACUUUUGAGUACGAUAUUUGACUCACUGAGAAAUCAACCGAUCAAAAAACUGAAUUUGGUGUUUCAAACACAAAUUUUGCUCUCAAGAGUACUGAUUAUAGCUGUAUAACCUAAAGGACAAGUUUAAGGAGUAAGACAAAUAUACAUAUUGAACCUUCUUCAUAGUCUACACCAAAACAUGAACUAUCACCAAAACAUGACUUUUCAUAUGAAUAAACUCAAUAUAGGGCAAACACACUGACUUAACGGAGUAGGUCUUGUAAGACCCCUUUUUGGCCUCAAAAUAUAGCAGUUUUACAAAAUUGUUAAAAUGUAAACUUUUGGUUAUUUAUUGCAAAGUAGAAUGCUUAUGCUUCAUAAAUAUGUUUUUU
This is a messenger RNA of Mytilus trossulus (common blue mussel), 10329 nucleotides long. Its product is annotated as rho guanine nucleotide exchange factor 10-like protein. The record is from RefSeq and is a predicted model, not a curated record. NCBI's taxonomy places the organism in Eukaryota, Metazoa, Mollusca, Bivalvia, Mytilida, Mytilidae. Gene Ontology annotation, molecular function: protein binding; guanyl-nucleotide exchange factor activity. The coding region runs from base 63 to 4802 and encodes 1579 amino acids. The transcript is spliced from 22 exons. Gene Ontology annotation, biological process: positive regulation of stress fiber assembly; actin cytoskeleton organization.